This is a messenger RNA of Parathielavia appendiculata, 2117 nucleotides long. RefSeq lists its product as uncharacterized. The transcript has a single exon. Bases 254 to 1888 code for a protein of 544 amino acids. The record is from RefSeq and is a predicted model, not a curated record. NCBI's taxonomy places the organism in Eukaryota, Fungi, Ascomycota, Sordariomycetes, Sordariales, Chaetomiaceae.
GGCCAUUGCUUAACUAUUUAUGAGCCAAGCGGGCGUCAGUGCGAGAGUGCAAGACGCCUUAUAUAGUUCUGGCGCUCUGUAGUUCGGUCUGUGUCAACCUGGUCUCCUGACAUUGGGCCUGGACGCGGUCCCAGGGGAUGGUCGCCCGUUCUUUUUCUGAGUGUGCAUCAACUUGCUUCCUUUCUUCUGACCAGAAUCUAGAAGCGAUACACAGCUGUGCCGAGAAUCCCGAACAUCACCAACUUUUUCCGCGAUGGCUGAGACGUACUGGGACCCCGCCAACCUGCUCCAGAUCACCGCACUCGAUGACUCGCUCGAAGUUCAAUGCCUCGGCCGUGGCGCUCGGGGCCGUCCAAAUUCGCGGUGCCGAUUGACCUUGUCGGCCUCUGACGCAGCGCCCACCCUAUUCAAGAUCAAGAAAAUGGCCGCCAUGCCGCCCAGCAAGGUGACUCAGCAGGAUCUCGAGGCCCUCGCAAAACUCUGUCUCUGCAAGGAGCACCACGCACCGCAGUGGUAUCAAGUCGCCCAGCGCUGGAAGUAUGUUGUUGCGAAUGCCGUCAAGCAACACGACCGACUGGCCGCGCCGAAAGAAAACGGUUUCUCGGAACGAGUUCGCAUAGAGACGCUCCUCCUCGAGCGCCGAAAAUUCUGCGAAGCUCUUGGCCUCAAACAUGAUAUCGGGGACCUUUCUGUGAAGCUUUCGGCCCAUCUCACUAUCCUCGAUAAGGCAAAGACCAAGGCCGAGACUGCGCAGUCAGCUGCAGAAAAAAAAUUGCAGGAGGUGAAGGAAGAGCUUGACCAGGCGAAUGAGAAGCUGGCGCAGCUGAAGGAUGAUCUUGACCGUGCUAUCGCCGUGGGAUCCCAGCCGGCCGGCGGGUACCGUUUUGCUGUGCGCCAAGUCGACGAGAUACGCAAUGUCGAGGCUCCUCGCCUCGCUGAGAUGCUGAAGCUCGUCGAAGUGGCAAAGAAUGAGCGGAACGAACUCAAAAGCAGAAUCAAUGCUCUUGAGAGCGACCUCUCCAGCGUCGGCUGCUGUCUGGACGAGGAGAGGGCUAAGUCGAGGGCCAUGGAGGACUCAAAUAUCGAACUGGAGGAGCAAGUCGCCACUGUCACCCAAAGGCUCGCUGCUUCUGAAGCCCUGCUGGAGGAGGAGAGAGAAAAGACCAGGGAGCUAGAAGAAGCCAGAGGCGAUCUGGCGCGCCGCCUAUCCAAAGCAAAUACGGAAGUGAAAAGGGCGUGGAGCUUGGUGGAGGAAGAGAAGAGCAAGACCGCUGCGUCCAAGAGCGUCCAAGGCGAGUACCAUCGCCGCUUGAACGACGCGUACAUCGAACGAGAUCGGUUGUUGACUGAGGAGCGGGCCAAAGCGAGAGAGACCUUGCGACAAACAACGCUUCAUCUCGAGCAGCGCCUGCGCGAGGUCAACACCGAAGCACAGAAGAUGUUGCAUAAAGAGAGAACGCGGGCAAAGGUGCUCUCCGACAUCAGAACCGAGCUGAAGAACCGGCUGUCCGAGGUCAGGGCGGCGGCGGCCGCCGAAGCGCAAAAGGCCCAGCGCGAAAUCGAAACACUCGACAAGAAACACCAAGCCGCCGUCAACCAAGUCCACCGCCUCCAAAGCGACCUCAACAAAGCCAAAGCCCGCCAAUCCACCAUUGAACGCGAUCUCUCCGAAUCCCGAAACACCGCCAAAACCGUGCAGUCCCUCAACGACAAACUCACCGCCACCAACACCACCCUCAACCACCAGCUCACGGCCGUCCAGCAGCAGGUUACCGCCCUCAAAGCCAAACGCUGGCGCCCCCGUAUCCGCGCUUUGUUCCACUCCUUAGAGCCCACUCCACGCCCUUCCAACUCGUCACCGUCAUCGACACUCCCCACUAAGAAGUAGCUCAAGUACUUGUUGUGCCUACCCCAGUUGGGUAAGUCUCAAUCGACCUCUCCGACCAUACCCUCCACCCCACGUUCACGACCGCCUCCACCCUUCCGUCAACCCAGAACUCAUAAAGCUAAGCCCCGGUGAACCAGGAGGGGAGAGGUCCUGAAACAAGGCCUUGAACGCGAUCCUUUUCCCGCCUGAACUCAUCUCAUCUUCGGCCCUGGUCAGGUGCGGACGGUGG